UUCUUAGAGCUUCGGGCGCGUUCAGUUGUCUUUCGGAAAAAAUGUCUGAUAGUUGUUUGACGUGAAUAUCUGUACCGUUUAAAUAGCAGCUGAAAAAAAUAUUUUUGAAUUAGAACUUAGUCAAAUGGAACUAAACAACUGCAAAACUCAAGUGGACUAUAGCGAAUAAACUAAUUGAGCAACUGUUGCAGAUCCGAACCUUAAGUAUCUUGUGCGAAUUUCUGCAAAAUGGACACGGUUUAUGGCACCAAGAAAUACUUUCAGAGCUUGUCCGGUGUAAGCGAUAUAUAUCGCACGCAGACAUGUCGACAAAUGAACACCUCCGAAUACAAUUACCAGAACACGCUCGGCCGUCGCUCCCAGCUGGGCGCCUAUUAUCACAUGAACAAGCAGCCCUCGUACACGAACGAUCACAGCAUCAACAGUCAAUAUGGCGGCUAUAAUACAUGGGGCAUUUGGCGGGAUGGCCGGAAUAUAGCGCCCUCCACAUUUUCAACGAAAACGCAUACGCACUAUCCAAAGAAUCGAUCGUUCUCGAUUAUAUUAACGACAGCAGCUUUCAUAGUGCUGCUGGCGGUGAUCUCCAUAGCCGGGCUGGCGUUCUACUUUAGCUCCAUCAAGGCGACACUGGAGGAUCCUAUUCUUGGCUUUGAGGGCUCCUUUCGCAUUGCCAAGGGCGAUUUGUAUUCCACGGGCCUCAAAUACAAUCACACGACGACCUACAAGCAAAAGAUCGAGUUCUAUAAGCGAUUUGUGGAGCGCGCGCUGACGGACAAUGGACUGCAGCCACUGCGCACCGAUGUCUGGGGUUUCGGCGAGGGUCCAUUGAUUAAAGUAUCUUUUCGCGUAUUUCUAGAUGUGCGCAAGCUGCCACAAAAUAUAAUCAGCGUGGAGGAGUACAUCAAAGAAUCUCUGUUCCUGGAAACCUCAGUCAGCAAGUCGCUUUAUCGCUCACUGCGUCUGGACACUGAAUCCGUGGAGAUCAAGCGUAUUCUCGAUGAGCAAGUUGUGCGCUCAGCAGCUAUAUUAAAGGAAGCGCAAACGGUGCCCACCAGCCAGACCCAAUUGGAGAAGCGUCUGAUGAAGAAGGGCAGUGCACCAGCCGUUGCGCCACUUGCCCCACUACAGGGAAAGACUACAGCUAAGCCACGUCCAGCUUCACGUCCGCAUUCAGCCGAUGAUGAGCCGGAAAUAGAUGUGGAGAAUGCACCUGUUAUACAAGGAUCGUUUGAGGGUUCCUUUGAGAUAACCAAAACGGAUGCGGAUAUUGCGCGCAAGAAGACCUCGCCAACGCGCUCCUAUCAGAGCAGCAGUCUGCCACCCAAGUCCAUAGCAGUGACGCCCUAUUCGCUGCGUGUGAAGCCGAAAAAACCGAGCGUGGAUAAGCUGACGACCAUAACGCCCCAAAAUCAAAUGAUCAGCAGCUCAACAACCACGACUACUACCAGGAAACCAACAACAACCACCACUAGAAGAACUACGACUAAAGCAACAACGCCUUCCACAACAACAACAACAACAACAACGACGACGACUACUACAACUACGACUACAACAACCACGCCUAAGCCCCCCACAACAACAUCGACCACAACGACAACAACGGCUGCUCCCCCAGCAACAACCACACCCAGCACAACGACAACAACAACCACAUUUAUGCCGCCCACUUCGACCAUGGUGCUGCCCAAACUGGAUGCGAAUCUUUUUACCACCUUCCCCAUACUAGACACUCAGCCAUGGCGACCCAUACACCGUGAGGUGCCGGAGCUGAUUCCCGGACCACCGCCUGCCUUCCCCACGAAAACGCUGCCAACGAUUAAUCAGAUGCUGCCACAGCGUCGCAUCGAUGAGUUGGAGCUGCCGUUUAUAGCGGAUAACCCGACGCCCCCAGCCGCUGCGAUACCCGCACUGGGCGUUACACUAGAUCCAUUUGUAGCUCUUUCUGGGUAUGCCAGCCGUCAGCCAGCUGAUGGCAAGUUAGAUCUGCCCAACGCUCAGAAGCCAGAGCAGGAUAUGCUAUUCUAUCAUAACUUCGGCAGUCCCGUCUAUUUGCCUGGCACGGAGAACAUUGAGCGUUUGGGUGGUGCGUUGGUUGAGCCACAUCCGCUGCCGGUGCCACUGAUCGAUGACGUCAUUGUGCCACCCUUCAGGCCAAUCAAUCCCACGCUGGGCGGUAUGAACAAGCUGCAGUUCAACAUCGAUGGCAACAAUGAGAAAUUCGAGCAUUUGGGCGGCGGAGUCAUAGCCAAGAAGCAGGAGAAUGCUAGUAACGCGGAGCCUAAGGUGGAGAGCACCACAGCCAAGUUGACUACAACAACGGUCACCAGUUCGACGACUCCAUUGAAGAUACAGUUGGAUACUGCGCCAACUCAGAAGCCUGUUGCUCCUGGCCAGAAGCCGGAAAACUCUGUGCUUGCAGAUACCAUUGGGGAAUUCUUCAUGGAGCUGCUGAAUUUGCCCAAGGAGGAGAAUGCCACAACCACAAUUGUACCAGAGCAGAUGGAGUCACGCAUUGAAGCUGAAGAUAAGGAGGGAGACUUGGACCUGCCGGCGGAGACUGCCAGUCCAACCAAGCCAAACUUUAUGAAUCUUAAGGAGUUGAUUCUACAGCGAAGCUCCACAACAACAACAACAACUACAACUUCAACCACAAGUACGACAACAACUAGCACCACAGAGGCACCAACCACCAGCACCACCAAACGCAAUCGCAUACGUCCAAAUAGCGAACGGCCCAUCAUGUUGGAUGACUCCAAUCUCUUUCCCUCCCACUCCAAGUGGGAAUUCGUUAACAGCUCCUCGCCUGUAAACUUUGGCUAUGGAGGCAACAUGCGCAAGGUGUUCAAUAAAACACUUCAAGCUUGGGUCUCUGAGGACGUGGAGAAGACGGAGAACUAUACGCUACACGAUAUCAAGACGAGGAUCAAUAAUGCCAGCAAUAUACAAGAUAUUUCAUUGAUAUUCGACACUUUGGCCUCCAAGCUGGGCAUCACGCCCAGUGUGCCCAUGAAAUUUCCGCCUUUCUCGCAGAACAAACUGAAGCACAACCAGAGGAAUGAGACGAAGGUGAAGACGACGACAACGACCACUGAAUCCAUGCCCUUGUUGGAGUCGAGUGUGAAGAGCUUCGUGGAGCUGCCGCUGCAACAGCGCGAACCUUUCAUUCGACCCAUGUCCAGCUUUAUGGACGAUGGCUCCACAGAAGUGUUGGGUGCUGCGAUUCCCGUUGUGGGUGAGGCAGAGGUGGAAGUAGUAGACCCCAUCAAGUACGAGGAGCUUUUGAAGACAUCCCAGUUUGCGGAAGCAACAUCCACGGAACCGAGUCCACAUCGCUUAGUUACCCUGCUGCCAGUACGCUCCAAUUCCGGUAUUCGGACUUACAAACCACCUAUAGAGGAAUUAGAGCAGGAUUCCAAACGUAGUCAGAGUCAAGUAGAGAUAGCCCCUGAAGCCUCCAAACCACGGUCCAAAGGCAACAGCAGUAUACGCCGCAGAACUAACCCGAAUCAGAGUCGAAGAUUUGGUCAACCGCCCGCGGAGGCGGUUGUCAAGGGUGGAAUUAAGGUCACGGUUAAAAAAUAGAAACUCACUAAAA
This is a messenger RNA of Drosophila navojoa, 3598 nucleotides long. RefSeq lists its product as uncharacterized. NCBI's taxonomy places the organism in Eukaryota, Metazoa, Arthropoda, Insecta, Diptera, Drosophilidae. The record is from RefSeq and is a predicted model, not a curated record.